Molecule: messenger RNA, 1411 nt
Organism: Drosophila ficusphila
Lineage: Eukaryota; Metazoa; Arthropoda; Insecta; Diptera; Drosophilidae
Product: lysosomal aspartic protease
Exons: 1
Coding region: 33-1268 (411 amino acids)
Biological process (GO): proteolysis; cell death
Cellular component (GO): lysosome
Molecular function (GO): aspartic-type endopeptidase activity
Source: RefSeq, a predicted model, not a curated record
GUUAGUCGCGUUUGCCACACGCUGUCGUGAACAUGGCUCGUUGCCAACUGAAAGCGAUGGCCCUUUUGGCCGGCAUCCUCAUCUGCAUGGGCGUGGCCACCCAGGCCGCCCAGGCCGCCCUUCACCGUAUUUCCGUUCAAAGAGCGCCGAACUUUAAGCGCACCCACAAGAACAUCGUGGCCGAAAGGGAUUUCGUUCAGCAGAAGUACAGACUGAACACCGCCAACGGGUAUCCAGUGGAGCCGCUUUCCAACUACGAUAAUUUCCAGUACUACGGCAACAUAAGCAUCGGAACCCCGGCCCAAUACUUCCUCGUACAGUUCGAUACGGGCUCCUCGAACCUUUGGGUUCCGGCCAGUAAUUGUUCGAGCACCGCGUGCUUGGAUCACCAGACGUACAACCUAAGUCAGUCGAGUACUUUUGCGGCCAAUGGAACCCCCUUCUCAAUCACCUACGGAACUGGCAGUGUCUCUGGCUUUUUGGCCGCCGAUAAUGUGGGCUUUGCCGGUCUGACUGUGCAGGGCCAGACAUUCGGUGCGGUGACCACGGAGCAGGGAACCAAUUUCGUGGAUGCCUACUUCGAUGGCAUACUGGGCAUGGGAUUUCCCGCCUUGGCCGCGGACGGAGUUACGCCGACGUUCCAGAAUUUGGUGUCCCAGGGUCUCGUCCAGAGUCCCGUGUUCUCGUUCUUCCUGCGGGAUAAUGGCAGCACCGUGAACUAUGGCGGGGAGCUCAUCCUCGGCGGAUCGGAUCCCUCGCUCUAUGUGGGCGGCCUCACCUACACGAAUGUCAUCCAGGCGGAAUAUUGGAAAUUCCAGACGGAUUACAUCAAAAUUGGGAGCACCAUUGUGAGCACCUACGAUGCGGCGAUCGCGGAUACCGGAACCUCCUUGAUUAUUGCUCCCCUGGCGGAAUACACUCUAAUCGCUGCCUUGUUCAAUGCCAAUUCCGAUGGCCUAUUUCAAUGCACCAGCUUGAGUUCCGUUCCGGAUCUGGUGAUUGUUAUUAACGCAGUGGAAUUCAGGAUCCCGGCCAAGUAUUACAUCAUCCAGGAGGGUGACUAUUGUGCGCUUUCCAUUCAAUCGAUUAACCAGGACUUCUGGAUCAUGGGCGAUGUAUUCCUGGGUCGUUUCUACACCGAAUUCGACGUGGGAAAUCAGAGACUGGGAUUUGCUCCCGUAAAUUCAGCGGAUUCUCUGAGGGGAACGGCCCUUUGGAAGAUUUUGGUCGUUGUACUGCCUUGUGGCAUGUGGAAGUUGAUGAACUAAUUUGCAGAUUGGUUUUGAACGUUUUCCAAACUUUUUUUUCCUAAACAUAGUAUUUUAUUGUAGUUUUUUGGGUCGCCAUUCUUAGAACUAAGUAUUUCUUGGGUGUAUAAAGGAAAUAAAAAUAAAAUGAUAUUUCAAAUAAA